AUGGCCACUAAGAAAAUCAUACUCAUUACUGGGGCCAGCGACGGCAUCGGCUUAGAAUCGAGCUACGCCAUCGCCAAUGCCUCGCCCUCUAAUCACGUCAUCAUGGGCUGCCGGAGCCUCGAGAAAGGCAAAAAAGCGCUGGAGCAAGUCCAGGCCCGCAAACCGGCUGGCACAGUCAGCCUCGUGGAGCUGGACGUGACCAACGACUCGACCAUCAAGGCCGCUGCCGACAAGAUCACCGCAGAUUUUGGAGUGCUUGACGUCCUGAUCAACAACGCGGGCGUCUUCCCGGCCGGGACAAAGGAGAACCGGCGGGCGGAGAUGAUGCAGGCCUUCAAUACAAACACGAUCGGACCCAUGGUGUUAUUUGAUUCGCUCGAACCGCUUCUUCAGAAGUCAGGGAACCCUAGGAUCAUUAACGUCUCUUCCGUUCUGGGCUCCAUCAACAACAGACUGAAUCCGCAAUGGGAGCACUAUAACGUUCUCGGAGAACCCUAUCGCAUAUCAAAGGCGGGCCUUAAUAUGGCGUCGGCCUGCAUGCUGAAGUACUCUAAGCAGUGGGGCGGGAAGGUUUGGACGUAUUGCCCGGGAUACGUCCUCACCAAUAUUCGGGGUGAGGGAGACCGCCAGCGCAGGAUAGAUACGGGCGCUGAGAGCGUCGAGACGAGUGCCGAGGGCUUGCUCGAGAUCAUUCAGGGGAAGAGGGACGGUGAGAUGGGACUCUUCCUAGAGAGAAGGGGGAAGGUGUCUCCUUGGUAG
Molecule: messenger RNA, 759 nt
Organism: Hirsutella rhossiliensis
Lineage: Eukaryota; Fungi; Ascomycota; Sordariomycetes; Hypocreales; Ophiocordycipitaceae
Product: short chain dehydrogenase domain-containing protein
Exons: 2
Coding region: 1-759 (252 amino acids)
Source: RefSeq, a predicted model, not a curated record